Nelumbo nucifera (sacred lotus) is the source of this 3951-nucleotide messenger RNA. RefSeq names its product FAM91 carboxy-terminus protein. The record is from RefSeq and is a predicted model, not a curated record. NCBI's taxonomy places the organism in Eukaryota, Viridiplantae, Streptophyta, Magnoliopsida, Proteales, Nelumbonaceae.
GGCUUCAGUCAGCUGAGAACAUCUCUGGCUCCAAAAAUGAAAUCGAAUCCUCUACGGUUCUACUCGUAACACAGCGCCAAUCUUCUUCUUCUUAUUUCCCUUGUUGGUGACUCGGUGCUAAAAACAGUCUACCGGACGUCCCAUCUCUCGUCCUCAAGUUCCGGCUGGCAACUUUACGACGAUCUACGGCGCUCCACGACCUACGACGGUGACUCUACUCCUAACAGUUAUCCAUAAAUCAAGAACUCUGAAAUUUCUGAAUAUUUCUCUCCAAAUCUCACUCACGCCUAAGCUUGUGGGAAUUGAGAAGAAUUCUGAAGAUUUCUAUCCAAAUCUCACGACUGGAAGAAAAACUCAGACCUUAGAAUUAGAUCCAUCCAUGCUUGUUUUCUAUAGACUUCUCCAGAAAAUCUAGGGUGAAUAUUGCCACUUUUUAUAAUGCAACACAUUCCAGCAACAAUUGAGGAACAACUCCUUCUAAAGUCAAUCAAGGAAGAAUGCCCCUGGGAGAAUCUUCCGAAACGACUUCAAGCAACUCUGUCUUCUAAAGAAGAAUGGCAUAGGAGGGUAGUAGAACAUUGCAUAAAGAAACGACUUCAAUGGAAUACCUGUUUCGCUCGCAAAGUAAUUAAAGAAAGCGAAUAUUAUGAGGAGAUGAUGCGUUACUUGCGUAAGAAUCUAGCGCUCUUUCCAUAUCACCUUGCAGAAUACGUUUGUCGAGUAAUGCGGGUGUCACCUUUCAGAUAUUACUGUGACAUGAUCUUUGAGGUUAUGAAAAAUGAGCAACCUUAUGAUAGCAUCCCUAAUUUUAGUGCAGCAGAUGCAUUGAGGCUCACAGGAAUUGGAAGAAAUGAAUUUAUUGAUAUCAUGAACAAGUGCAGAUCCAAGAAAAUUAUGUGGAAGCUGAACAAAUCAAUUGCAAAAGAAUUAUUGCCUACACAACCAGUUGACUUUACAAUUGAACCAUGGUGGGGAGUUUGCCUUGUUAACUUUACAUUGGAAGAAUUUAAGAAACUUACUGAAGAAGAAAUGGCAACUAUAGACAAAGUCUGCAAGGAGGAAGCAAAUUCCUUUGUUCUUUUUGAUCCUGACAUUGCAAGGGGCCUUCACCGACGAGGCUUGAUCUAUUUUGAUGUCCCUGUGUAUCCUGAUGAUCGCUUUAAAGUUUCUAGGCUGGAAGGUUUUGUUUCCAAUAGGGAGCAGUCCUAUGAAGAUCCUAUUGAAGAGUUACUCUAUGCUGUUUUUGUUGUUUCAAGUGAAAAUGCAACUGUUGCUGAACUGGCUGCAACAUUACAAGCUGACCUUUCACAGCUCCAGGCUGCUGCAUCUUUUGCUUGUCGACUGGGCUGGGCUGUAAAAGUAAUUGAUCCAGCAUCUGUUCUCCAAGAUUCAAGCAUACCUGGAUCUCCUAGUACCAUUCUCAGCGAUGAUGAAGAUGGUUCUCAUUGUAGUGUAAGCUCAACAAACAUGUCAACUGAUGGCAAUACUGUUCAGCAAGGAGAUUAUCUUGGGGCAGAAAACUAUGGGCCAUCUUCUGGCCAUGCUCGUUUAGCUUUCGUUGUUGAUGCUAAUAUAACAUCCUAUCUCAUGAUGGGUUCUGUUUCCCCUGGUUUGAAAUCUCAUGCUGUGACACUAUAUGAAGCAGGCAAACUUGGUGAUGCCAGUAUUAAGGAACUCUGCAAGGAUUUGACUACUUUAGAAGGAGCUAAAUUUGAAGGAGAAUUGCAGGAAUUUGCAAAUCAUGCCUUCAGUCUUCGGUGUGUUCUGGAAUGCCUACAAUCUGGUGGAGUAGGUAAAGAUGCUGUUGUUGAAGAAACUGGUGAUAAGAUAGAAAAACUAUCUUCAAGCAAUCAUGAUGGCCAGGACGCUACAUCUCUUCCGGCUAAUAUUAGUAUAACUGAAGAAUCCAGCAAUUCCGGUGGAAAUGACACUGGUACAGAUGUUGAGAAUAUUCUUGAUUUGACCAGUUCUGGGAUAACUCAUGAUGGUGCUGCUGUACUUGAAUCUGUUAGUGGAAAUGAUGAAUCACUUUCAGCUACCUUAUUGGAAGAUAAUGGUGACUCCAGUGAGGUCAUAAAACCAGAUUCUAGGUCUCAGAAUGAUGAUACUUUGAUUUUGACUGAUAGUUCAGAAAAUGGAAAAGGAACUUUAAAGAGAAAAAGGAAAUAUCGUGUAGAUAUUCUCCGCUGUGAAAGUUUGGCUGCUCUUGCACCUGCAACAUUAGAUCGGUUAUUUCAUCGUGAUUAUGAUAUUGUUGUAUCCAUGGUUCCUCUUCCUUCUUCAUCAGUCUUACCUGGACCUACAGGUCCUAUUCACUUUGGUCCACCAUCUUACUCAUCCAUGACACCUUGGAUGAAACUGGUACUUUAUUCAACUGUGCUAAGUGGGCCUUUGUCAGUUGUUCUGAUGAAGGGGCAAUGUUUGCGGUUGCUUCCUGCACCAUUAGCGAACUGUGAAAAAGCUCUAAUAUGGUCUUGGGAUGGGUCAACAGUUGGAGGGUUGGGAGGCAAGUUUGAAGGGAAUUUAGUGAAUGGAAAUAUUCUUUUACAUUGUUUAAACUCACUUCUCAAGUGCUCAGCCGUACUGGUGCAUCCCCUUAGCAAAAAUGAUCUUGAUGCAUCUGGAAGGAUCACCACUCUGGACAUUCCGUUACCAUUAAAGAACUCUGAUGGUUCCGUUGCUCAGAUAGGGAAUGAGAUUGGAUUAUGUGCAGAGGAAAGUUCAAAGUUAAAUUCACUAUUAGCUGAUCUAUCAAAUAAGAUAGAGUUAUGGACAAUAGGUUAUAUUCGUCUAUUAAAACUUUACAAAGAAAGAGAAUGCAACUACUUUUCAGCUGAUAGUGAAAGCUAUGAAUGGGUUCCAUUAAGUGUGGAAUUUGGGAUUCCACUUUUUAGUCCAAAACUAUGCAGCAAUAUGUGCAAAAGAGUGGUUUCAUCAAAAUUACUUCAGACAGAUUCACUAACUGACCAUCAUGAUUCAAUGCAAGGUUUAAGGAAAAGAUUGCGUGAUAUUUGCACAGAGUAUCAAGCAACUGGUCCUACCGCUAAACUUCUGUACCAUAGAGAACAAUCUAAGGAAUCAUCUCGCCAACUUAUUAAUUAUGCAAGUGGAAGGUGGAAUCCACUUUUGGACCCUUCUUCUCCAAUUUCUGGAGCCUUGAGUGAACACCAGAGGUUGAAACUUGCUAAUCGGCAGCGUAGCCGGACUGAAGUUCUAAGUUUUGAUGGUAGCAUUCUCAGGUCAUAUGCUCUCACUCCUGUCUAUGAAGCUGCCACAAGGCCUAUUGAAGAAUCACUUCCUGUGAGUACAAUGAAAGUGGAGCCAGACGAUGCUGAUAGCAAGGAAGUUGUCCUGCCAGGGGUUAAUCUCUUGUUUGAUGGAUCUCUUUUGCACCCAUUUGACAUAGGUGCUUGCCUGCAGGCUCGUCAACCAGUUUCCUUGAUAGCUGAAGCUUCAGCAGCCUCAGCAUCACUCCAGACAAGUAGGGUCUCAUGAUAUAACCUUAUUCUUGCACUUGUGGUUCUGAUAUAUCAACAAAGAGAUCGGCCCAAUUGUGAUGAAUGACGUCCAUCAUAGACGGCAAUGUUGUUGGGUCUUGAUUGAUGCAAAUAAAAUUCUUCUUUCUAUUCCUUUUUGGAAGAAGCCAUAUGUUCUCAAUUGCUUGCUUGGUAGAAAACGUGCGGGAGAGACCCAAAUCAUCUGGUGAUUAUAUACACCCAAUUUAAUAACAUCUGUAGUGAGCAGUUCAUGUAAUCUUCUAAUGAGGCCCAACCAAUUGGAUACUAUAGAACAUUAUAAUGUUCCCAUCUAUCGAUGGCCUACCACUGUAACUAAUAUCAUUAGGAAGCUAAGUAGGGGAUGCUACAUUAUGUCUACAUUUUUUUUAUCAUUUCUGUAUGAUUGCAACAUGAUAAUCUUACGCAGGAAAGUGCAAAUCCCUCAUUUGAACCA